AUGAUGGGUGGUUUAAAUGAGCAUAUUCUAUGCAACAAAAAGAGUAUAUCAAUCCACAAUGUUCCUCAGCUUGAUUUUUCUGGAGGUGUUGCUAUUGAAGAAGACAAUUUUAAUGAAACUACUACUCGUUCGAGUAGUGGUUGGAGGAUUCCCGAAGCCAUUUUUCACAAUGUUGAUGUUCAUCCCUCGUCUGAAGAGCCAUCAAUGAUAGACCGUGAAUUAGCCAAAGGCGUUGUCAUUCAAAGUAAGGAAGAUUUGUUGGUAAAAGUUGGGUUAUACCAUUUGAAGCAUAAAGUGGAGUACCGAACACCUAGAUCUUCAAAUUCUCGGUUAAAGGUUGUGUGCAAGCAUAAAAACUGCUCAUUCUUGCUUUCUGCGAAUGCACUGACUGGAAGUAGUUGGAAAAUUUCAAACUUUAUUCAUCCACAUACAUGCUUGGUUAACCUGAGUCAUUCAGCCCCUCGACAAUUGCCUGCAAAGAUCAUUGGAGCAUUAUUCGCGCCGAAGUUGUUGACAGAGGGCCGAGUAUUGAAGCCUGCGGAAAUUAUGGGUGACAUGGAGCGUGAUCAUGGCAUUAAGCUCAACUACAAUACAGCUUUGAGGUCUCAAAACGCCGCAUACGACUUCAUUUAUGGAGAUCACAAGAAGUCCUGGGAACUUUUGCCGGCGUAUUUUCAUAUGUCGAUGAAGAAAAAUCCUGGAACAUCGGCAUACAUUGAGACCGAUAAAGAUGACGUGUUUGAGUAUGCUUUCAUUUCUUUUCAUGUGUCUGCAGGCUUCCUCAGUUAUUGUCGGCCCGUUAUUGUGAUUGACGGUACGCAUUUGAAGGGUAAGUAUAAAGGCAUCCUAUUUGUAGCAACUACAAAGGACGGAAAUGAACAAAUUUUUCCUUUGGCAUUUGGUAUCAGCGAUAAAGAAUGUCAUAGUGCGUGGAUGUGGUUUCUCCAAAAGCUUUGA
Striga hermonthica is the source of this 957-nucleotide messenger RNA. The record is from the annotation of a GenBank genome assembly. NCBI's taxonomy places the organism in Eukaryota, Viridiplantae, Streptophyta, Magnoliopsida, Lamiales, Orobanchaceae.